Messenger RNA from Rotaria sp. Silwood2, 1437 nucleotides. The record is from the annotation of a GenBank genome assembly. NCBI's taxonomy places the organism in Eukaryota, Metazoa, Rotifera, Eurotatoria, Philodinida, Philodinidae.
AUGAAAGGAGCAUCUCUUGGUCAUCAAUAUUUAAAUAUAAAAUCAUUUAACGAAAACAAUGUUUAUUUCCGUUCUGAAAAAAUUCGCAGUGAUGGAAAAUAUGAACGAACACAUUCACAACAACAGUCAACUACUAGUUCAAUAGGUCUAUCAAUUUCAGCUUCUGAUCCACUUUCACAUCGAUCGACUACAAUUCAGAAACAAUCUGAAUCAACUGUACCAUCAGUAGCUAUUAUCAAACGAAGUUAUAGUGAUUCAAAUGAUCUUUGUGUUAUUAAUAACCAUCAGCCAUCGAUUGGUUCUCAGUUUCGGCAUAAUGAUAGAAAUUAUAAACCAUAUUCGUUGAAAUCUCUUAUGAGUAAAAGGCACGGUGAGUGAAAACGAGAUGAAGACGAAAAAUUAAGUAGUCGUGUUCGACAUUUUUAUAAAAAACAAGAUGCCCUUAUUGAUUCACUUAAAGAACUUAAUGAACAAACAUCAUCUCGAUCUAAAAAAGAAGAUGAACAUUUAAACAAACAAAAACGACAAACCGAUUGGCUUAUUAAAGCGACAUUAAUUUUUAAUGUGAUAUUGUUAAUAGCUAAAAUAAUAGCUGCUGUCUAUUCUCGUUCUCUUUCAAUCAUUUCAUCAGUUAUUGAUUCUGCUGUUGAUUCAGCUUCAGCAUGUUUACUUUAUUGGGUUCUUCAUGUAAUAAAACGCCGUGAUCCUUAUACUUAUCCAGGAGGUCGUACUCGUCUCGAACCACUUGUCAUUGUAAUUCUAUCAGUUAUUAUGGUCUCAGCAUCGGUUCAAGUUAUUUAUGAAUCAAUUCAAUCAUUAAUAAAUUAUGUGAAUUAUUUUACAAAAAAGUCAACAGCUUUACGUUACAUUGCCAUGGGACCAGCACCAAUCACGGUCAUGUGUGUUACAAUUGUUAGUAAAACGAUUCUAUCAUUUCUUUGUUAUCAAAUAGCAAAUCCAACAAUGUAUGCUGUUGCACAAGAUCAUCGAAAUGAUGUUUUUUCAAAUAUAGUCGCACUCGCAUGUGGCAUUAUUGCUUCUAAAGCUCUUGAUGGUUCAAUAAAAGCCCAAGAAGUUGUUGUCAUUGAUCCAAUAGGUGCUAUUCUUAUAUCACUUUAUAUAAUAUUUUGUUGGUUAGGACAACUUCGUGAACAAGUACGAAAUUUAAGUGGUUAUAAAGCUUCACCUGAAUUUUUACAAAAAAUUACAUGGCUUACAUUACAACAUUCACCAUUCAUACAAAAAAUUGAUACUGUUCGUGCAUUUCAUUUUGGUACAUCAUUUUUAGUUGAAGUUGAAGUUAUUUUAUCUGAAACAAUGUCCCUGAAACAAGCACAUGAUAUUGGCGACGAAUUAAAAAAUAAAUUAGAAAAUAUACCUGAAGUUGAAAGAGCUUUUGUUCAUUUGGAUUAUGUUGUUGACGCUCUUGAAUAUUAA